UAAUUUAUUCCUUUCUCUUUUUGUUGUUGUUAAAAGGCUUUGAGAUCGUCUCUGUUCCGUUUUUUCUCUUUCUAGUUCCUCGUCGGCUUCGAGGAGUUUAGAGAGAGAUAAAAGAAAGAAAAGAAAAGAAAAAAAAAGAAAAAAAAAAGCUUCCAAACGAGAAAAAAGAAAAAAGAAAACGGAAAAAGGAAAUUCUUUUUUUUAUGUUUAAAAUUUCCUCUUUCCUGGAAAAAUAAGCGAUUUUUUUCCUGGAAAGUGUUGCGGAAUUUUCUUACGAGGUGGUUAAUUCACGAUCUGAGCUGGGGUUUUCGAAAAUGUUGAUCGGAAAUUCGAAUUAGCUUUGAUUUUAGGUGGCCGAUCUUGAUUUGCCCCGAUUAAGGGUUUUUGUUUUGAUUUUUGUUUCAGCUCUCCCUUCAUCUUUACCUUCCAGUACUAAUCAAUCCUUACGGAGAAGACGAGGGAGCCGGCGCGUGGGUGACUUGUUUUGCAAGUGAAAGCCGUUGGAAAAGAAGUAGGGCUUUCCCUUGUUCGACUUACAAAUACAUGUUUUUGGCAUCGUACUUCAUUGGUAUUCUUCUAUUAAGGUUCGGUAAGAAAACAGUAAAAGAGUCAAAGCUCAAGCUUAAACUGUCAAUGAAAGAGUACUAGCGUAAAGAAAAGACAGGCUGCCUACUUUAUUUACGAUUUGUUAAAGAAAUGGAUGUGGAUUUGUCAAUGGUGCAAGAGACAGAUCACGACCAGAAUCUCAACGGAGCUUCACAUUCGCCGGCACCGAUGGAGAGGGAGCAACAGCAACAACAACAAAACCAGCAACUAGAGAACCAGGCUUCGAAUCCGGGACCUGGUGGAUCUCCACCUUCUCCGGCGCAACAACUGGCUGCAGCAGCCGCACCUGCGGCUCAAGGGCAGCCGCAAACGCCGGUGGUGGGGCCGAGGUGUGCGCCCACUUAUUCGGUGGUGAAUGCUAUUAUAGAGAAGAAAGAAGACGGACCCGGCCCUAGGUGUGGGCAUACCCUAACGGCUGUGGCAGCUGUGGGGGAAGAAGGUACGCCUGGGUAUAUUGGGCCCAGGUUGAUUCUGUUUGGUGGUGCCACGGCACUGGAAGGGAAUUCUGCUGCUUCUGGGACUCCAUCAGCGGCUGGAAACGCUGGCAUCAGACUAGCAGGUGCCACUGCUGAUGUGCACUGUUAUGAUGUGUUAACUAAUAAAUGGUCUAGGAUCGCACCCUUUGGAGAGCCACCUACACCAAGAGCGGCACAUGUGGCUACUGCUGUGGGAACUAUGGUCGUUAUUCAGGGUGGAAUUGGUCCAGCUGGUUUGUCUGCUGAGGAUCUUCAUGUUCUUGACCUCACACAGCAACGACCACGGUGGCAUAGGGUUGUUGUUCAAGGCCCUGGGCCAGGGCCACGCUAUGGCCAUGUGAUGGCUUUGGUGGGGCAAAGGUAUCUCAUGGCAAUAGGUGGAAAUGAUGGAAAGCGACCUUUGGCUGACGUAUGGGCCCUGGAUACUGCUGCUAAGCCUUAUGAAUGGCGUAAAUUGGAACCCGAAGGGGAAGUUCCACCUCCAUGCAUGUAUGCUACUGCAAGUGCACGAUCGGACGGUCUUCUUCUGCUCUGUGGAGGGAGGGAUGCAAACAGUGUGGUGAGUGGAGAAGUCCACAUUGUGUGGUGUCUAGAUUUAGUAAAUCCAUUGGCAAGUGCAUAUGGACUUGCAAAACACAGGGAUGGCCGUUGGGAAUGGGCAAUUGCUCCGGGUGUUUCACCAUCUCCAAGAUAUCAACAUGCAGCAGUCUUUGUCAAUGCAAGGCUCCAUGUUUCUGGUGGGGCAUUUGGUGGUGGACGCAUGGUUGAAGACUUGUCAAGUGUUGCAGUGUUGGAUACUGCUGCGGGAGUUUGGUGUGAUACAAAAUCUGUUGUUACUAGUCCAAGAAUAGGUAGAUACAGUGCUGAUGCUGCUGGUGGAGAUGCCUCAGUUGAGUUGACGAGGCGUUGCAGACAUGCUGCUGCAGCUGUUGGUGACUUAAUAUUUAUUUAUGGUGGUUUACGUGGUGGGGUGUUGCUUGAUGACCUGCUUGUUGCUGAAGACCUGGCUGCUGCCGAGACAACGACAGCAGCUUCACAUGCUGCAGCUGCAGCUGCUGCUUCUAAUGUGCAUUCAGGGCGCUUACUGGGAAGGUAUGGAUUUGUUGAUGAAAGAGCAAGGCAAGCAAUACCUGUAGCAGUUCCUGAUGGAGCAGUUGUGCUGGGAACUCCAGUAGCUCCCCCUCUAAAUGGGGAUAUGUAUACUGACAUAAGCACGGAGAAUGCCAUGCUUCAAGGAUCUCGGAGAAUGAGCAAAGGUGUUGAGUAUUUGGUUGAGGCAUCAGCUGCUGAAGCUGAGGCUAUUAGUGCCACACUUGCUGCUGCCAAGGCACGACAACUUAACGGAGAAGUUGAACUUCCUGAUAGGGAUCGUGGGGCAGAGGCUACGCCUAGUGGAAAACAGAUGUCUACCUUGAUCAAGAUGCCUGAUUCUGCUGGGUCAAAUAAUGUUGCUCCAGCUGGAGUUCGGCUUCACCAUAGAGCUGUUGUUGUAGCUGCAGAGACUGGUGGAGCUUUAGGUGGAAUGGUCAGACAGCUUUCUAUUGACCAAUUUGAAAAUGAAGGCAGGCGGGUUAGCUAUGGGACUCCUGAGAGUGCAACUGCAGCUAGGAAACUAUUAGAUAGGCAGAUGUCAAUCAAUAGUGUCCCGAAAAAGGUCAUUGCACAUCUUUUGAAGCCUCGUGGUUGGAAACCUCCAGUUCGUAGACAGUUUUUCAUAGAUUGCAAUGAAAUAGCAGAUCUCUGUGAAAGUGCCGAACGAAUAUUUGCUGUUGAACCAACUGUUUUACAGCUGAAAGCUCCUAUCAAGAUUUUUGGUGAUCUUCAUGGACAGUUUGGGGAUCUUAUGCGCCUUUUUGAUGAAUAUGGUGCACCUUCAACAGCUGGGGACAUUGCAUAUAUCGAUUAUCUCUUCUUAGGGGAUUAUGUAGAUCGGGGCCAACACAGUUUGGAGACCAUCACUCUUCUGCUUGCAUUGAAGAUUGAGUAUCCCAAUAAUGUACAUUUAAUUCGGGGGAAUCAUGAGGCUGCGGAUAUCAAUGCACUCUUUGGCUUCCGGAUUGAGUGUAUUGAACGCAUGGGUGAGAGAGAUGGAAUAUGGGCAUGGCAUCGCAUAAACCGUUUAUUCAAUUGGUUUCCUCUGGCUGCUCUAAUUGAAAAGAAAAUCAUUUGUAUGCAUGGUGGCAUUGGUCGGUCUAUAAAUCAUGUGGAACAGAUUGAGAAUCUACAGCGUCCAAUUACAAUGGAAGCAGGCUCGAUUGUUCUAAUGGAUUUAUUAUGGUCUGAUCCAACAGAAAAUGAUAGUGUGGAAGGGUUGCGACCAAAUGCUAGAGGUCCAGGUUUGGUUACGUUUGGGCCUGAUCGUGUUAUGGAAUUCUGCAAUAACAAUGAUCUUCAGUUGAUUGUUCGUGCUCAUGAGUGUGUUAUGGAUGGCUUUGAGCGCUUUGCCCAGGGACAUUUAAUCACCCUUUUCUCAGCUACAAAUUAUUGUGGUACUGCUAAUAAUGCUGGUGCAAUCUUAGUUUUGGGUAGAGAUCUUGUGGUAGUUCCGAAGCUCAUUCAUCCUUUACCCCCAGCAAUGUCAUCACCAGAAGCAUCACCGGGACAGCAUAUAGAAGAUACAUGGAUGCAGGAGCUGAAUGCUAACAGACCUCCGACACCUACUAGAGGUCGUCCUCAAGUAGCAAAUGAUCGAGGCUCUCUCGCUUGGAUAUAGUAGAUCCUUCCAAUUGCCUCUAUAUACUUGUUCGGGCUCAUGCAAACACCUGGGGAUUCUGGUGUUCUGUAUAGAGCAUGAUGCCAUAUACAGGCAUUUCCAAACUUGUAGUCUCUUCCGUUAAAAGUUUGGAGGCUUUAUUACUUUGGUUUUUCGCCGGUUUUCAGCACAUGGUAGGCCUUGAGAUUAUGAAAGAUGCAAGUUCGGGAAUCAAUGGCAGAUGGAGUAGGUUUGCUUUCCGUAAUGUGCUGAAAAGUUGCAAUUUGGGCUUCUCCCUCUGUAAAUUGAGCUACAGGCAGGUAGAAACCAGUUGGGUGGUUUCUUCAAAUGGGUUGGUAGCAUUUUUCCAAUUUAGUUUAUAUUUUUUAUUCCUCGUUUUAGGUCUAAUAUUUUUCCCCCUUUGAGGACGUUAUAUUUGAUGAUGAGAG
Durio zibethinus is the source of this 4223-nucleotide messenger RNA. Its product is annotated as serine/threonine-protein phosphatase BSL3-like. Gene Ontology annotation, molecular function: protein binding; phosphoprotein phosphatase activity. Lineage: Eukaryota; Viridiplantae; Streptophyta; Magnoliopsida; Malvales; Malvaceae. The record is from RefSeq and is a predicted model, not a curated record. Gene Ontology annotation, biological process: brassinosteroid mediated signaling pathway.